ACUUGCACAAUUUUCAUAUCUCCACCACAACUCUUCUUAUUCUAUAUUCAUAACUCUUUACAUUCCUCCUUAGAUUAUGGCAUCUAGUCGCGGAAAAUCUUUUUUACAAGAAGAAGACCAAGUUUUAUGCGCUACGUGGCUCGAAAUUUCUCAAGAUCCAGUCAUGGGUUCUAAUCAAAAGAAGGACAAGCUGUGGGAACGAAUUUCUGCUUUAUUUCAUGAAAGGAUUUCCAAUAUUUGUAAUGCUCAAAGGACUCCAAAGUCUCUUUCAUGCCGAAUGCAAUUAAUUAUGAAGGCCAUCAGUAAAUUUCGAGGAUGUAUUCGACAAGUCGAGCGCUUAAAUCCAAGCGGUGCUUCUGAGCUUGACAUUAUUAAACGUGCUAGGAUAAUAUUUGCAGAAGAUCCAGAAGAGAGAAAGGGGUUUCUAUUUGAUCAUGUUUGGUCAAUUUUAAAAGAUGCAGAGAAAUGGGCAAAUAUAAGUGUCAGAUCGCCUGCAAGUUCCAAAACUUCAAAGUCCCGCUCAUCUCAGGGAUCAGAUUCAAGAAGUCAAUACGGAAUACUUGACUACAGAAGCGGUGGAUAUGGAGGAAAUGGCCUGCUCGAUUUUUAG
Messenger RNA from Asparagus officinalis (garden asparagus), 610 nucleotides. Its product is annotated as glutathione S-transferase T3-like. Lineage: Eukaryota; Viridiplantae; Streptophyta; Magnoliopsida; Asparagales; Asparagaceae. The transcript has 3 exons. The coding region runs from base 77 to 610 and encodes 177 amino acids. The record is from RefSeq and is a predicted model, not a curated record.